AUGCGUCACAAAGCUGCAUUCUUUGGUUUAAUGAUUGUGGGGAGCAUUUGGCUCCUCCUCCCAUCGUUCUUGACUCCUGUCACCCUGUUGUUUGAAGAUGCUUCGGCGGAUCUCAUCCCUGCGAGUGAACUCGCCGUCGUUAAUGGCAGCAGUAGGCCGCUAAUGAUCCCCAAAAUUCUCCACCAAACCUACAAGAAUGAGACAAUUCCAGAUUCGUGGAAAGGUGCACAGCAAAGCUGUAUCGAUUUGCACCCAGACUAUGAAUAUAUCUUGUGGACUGACCGGACCGCCCAUGAGUUCAUCUCCACCCACUAUCCCUGGUUUCUCGACACUUUCGAACAUUAUCCAUAUCCAAUCCAACGCGCAGAUACCAUCAGAUACUUUAUCCUCUCGCAUCUAGGCGGGAUCUACAUUGACAUGGACGACGGCUGUAACCGUCGAAUGGACCCCCUCCUGACCUUUCCCGCCUGGGUUCGCCGCACCACCCCCACCGGCAUCUCCAACGAUGCCAUGGGCUCCAUCCCGCAACAUCCAUUCUUCCUGGAAGUGAUCGAGAGCCUGCAGUCCUACGACCGCUCAUGGUUGUUUCCAUAUAUUACUAUCAUGUCCUCGACCGGGCCACUGUUUUUGUCCAUCAUAUGGAAGAAGUACAUGCGUCGGUCUCGACCACUGGACGAGGCGAGUCGAGUGCGGGUCCUGAUGCCCGAGGAGUAUAUGAAUCAUCCGUGGAGCUUUUUUACCCAUCAUGUGGGAAACAGUUGGCACCUAGAUGACGCGAAGAUAAUAUUCUGGGUAUGGGACUUUUCAUUUCUCUCUCACCCUAUGGGAGCUCACUGGCCAAUUGUCACCGUAUGCGGCCUUCUUGUUAUAUGCCUGGUGGGAGUGUGUCUGUGGAUGUUAUAUUGUCGACUCGUUCUGCUUGUCUCAGGGCGUCGGUAUCAGUCUACACUGCUAUCGACAGUUGCACUGUCAUCUUGGCACUCUCGUCGUCGAUUUGCCAUGGUUCGGGUGGUAAAGCGCUGGUUCAAGUCUCCGAGCUAUAUGGAGGACGAGGAAUACCCGCUUUACCGCUCUUCCACUGAGAGGGAUGAUUGA
This is a messenger RNA of Penicillium soppii, 1095 nucleotides long. Its product is annotated as glycosyltransferase family 32 protein. The record is from RefSeq and is a predicted model, not a curated record. The transcript is spliced from 4 exons. Bases 1 to 1095 code for a protein of 364 amino acids. Lineage: Eukaryota; Fungi; Ascomycota; Eurotiomycetes; Eurotiales; Aspergillaceae. Gene Ontology annotation, molecular function: mannosyltransferase activity. Gene Ontology annotation, biological process: mannosyl-inositol phosphorylceramide biosynthetic process.